GGGACGUCUUCCCCAGCCUGGCAGCACUACUCAUACCCCCCGAACCCGUGGCAGGUAGCCGGAGCCAACAGGACGCCUCCUCCACCUGGAACCUGCCCGCUGGACGGACAACAGGAAGGACGUGAAACCAGCCAAAUCUCUCAGAGACACUGGGAGACCUCCCCGUCCUGCAGUACCGACACCCGGCCACCGGGGGACAGCACAGCGUUUGACUUCUCCGUGAUGUCCUACAACAUCCUGUCUCAGGAGCUGCUGCAGGACAACGUCUACCUGUACCGACACUGUAAGCCCGGCGUCCUGCCCUGGGGCCACCGGCUGCCCAACCUGCUGGCUGAGAUCCAGCAGCACGACGCCGACAUUCUGUGUCUUCAAGAAGUCCAGGUGGACCACUAUGAGAACCAGAUUAAACCUGCUCUACAGGCACUAGGUUACCAGUGUGAGUUCAGAAAGCGAACAGGAAGUAAACCCGACGGCUGUGCUGUGAUCUUUAAAACCUCCCGCCUGUCACUCCUCUCCUCCAAUCCCGUGGAGUAUUUUCCGCCGGGUGACGCCCUCCUCGACCGGGACAACGUGGGAUUGGUUGCGCUGCUGCAACCUAACGACGCCGCGGGCCAAUCGGAUCCCUCGGCCUUCAUCUGCGUCGGCAACACUCACCUCCUCUACAACCCUCGCCGCGGCGACAUCAAACUGGCCCAGCUGGCCAUCCUAUUGGCCGAGAUCGGCCGGCUGUCCCGCCUCCCGGACGGGUCGACCAAUCCGGUGGUGCUGUGUGGUGAUUUUAACUCCAUCCCCCACAGUCCACUGUACAGCUUCCUCACCACGGGCCGCCUGACGUACAGAGGACUACAGAUCGGCACGGUGUCUGGUCAGGAAGACACUCCCAGAGGUCAACGUGUCCUCACGUCUCCGCUCUGGUCUCACAGUUUAGGAAUCAACCAGCAGUGUCAGUACGAGGACAAAUCCCCCCCCGCCGAGUCCUCGUCCCCCAGCAGUCCAUCAGCAGUAGAAGGAGCGAUCUCUAGUCUGACUGUAGAAGACGUCGCCACCAAAGCUGCUGCGUCUUCUUCCAACAGAGCUCAGAUCAGUCACAGUCUGAAGCUGCAGUCGUCCUACCAGCACCGCCUGAAGCCUGACGGGAGGCCGGAGAUCACCACCUGUCACUCUCGCACCGCCACCACCGUCGAUUACAUCCUGUACAGCCCAGAAUCCAUCACACCUCCUUCAAUUCGUGUGGGCGGGGCCUCCGACUGCUGUGGCAGGCUGUCAUUGGUCGGCCAGUCGGCUGAGGAAGUCAACGGCCUGCCCAAUCGGUGUCACUCGUCCGAUCACCUCCCUCUCCUCGCUCGUUUCCGCCUCGGCGCUUGACCCGGAGGGGGGGGUACUGGACAGCCAAUCAGAACAGCUGAACGCGGCGCCGCUCAGGAAGACGGAACACUUAAAGAUGUCGUUUGAAGUAAAACACACAAGUUGAAGUUGUUUUCUCUCAAACACACACGAGCUGCUGAAAGAGGAUUACACUUUAUGCUUUCCCGUUGGAUAUCAUCCGAGAAGAAACUUCAGAACAUUCAUGUAAUAUCUGAAACACACGUUAAUAACUCACUUUAAUAACUCAGUUAGUGGGGACAGUAUGUGUUGCCAAAGUACAAACACUUCAAUGCAGCAUGUCUGAAUGUUUCCUCGUGCUCAGACUUAGUUCUGAAAGUGGAUAUAAAUCUGUGGAGUUUCAUAGGACGACGUUUACACCUCCAGAGUGUCUGUUUGAGCAGCUCGUUCAUGCAGCUACACAUAUCAAGACAAACUCAUUUUAUGAACAUGUUCUGCAUCUAUAUAUAACAUCAAUCAUAUUAAUCUGGGCUCAUUCAUCGUUCCCUUGCGCCAGUUUUUAUUCUGAUUUGUGGAAGUUCUUUUGAAACAACUAAGUUGUGCUCUUCUACGAGAUGUGAAUCUACGACGGGACGGAUUUUAAAUCUAUGUUUUAAAGAGUUUUAUCACUUAAUGUUGAAAUGCUGCUGACGAGGAAAACCACUUGAUGACUCUGUUGGCCGUGAUAGAGGGGCACAUAACAUUAUACAAUGUGGCUUUUCAAAACUGAUUUGGAAACGACAGUUGAAGACAAAGUAAUCUUGUAAUUAGUAUUUAUGUAAUUAAACAGUUAUGAAAUUCAGGACAUUUUCUGGCACCAGUUUCAAGUCGCCUUGGAAAUGUUCUCUUUAUAUAAUGUUCUAUAAUUUAUGAUAUUGCUUCACAUUCUUCACACAAUUUAAAAAGUUGGACGUAACGUUUAUUUCACCUGCAGACUCAGACUCAGACUCAGACGGAGGAUGAAUGUAGUGUAGUUAGGGACGCAUCGAUACCAGAUUAGACGUCGGCUACAGCGAGGCGAUUCAAUUUCUACAUUAUAUACUGGAAUAUUUCAGUUGUGACCAGUUGUUGCUGCGUUAUAAAGAUUUACACUUCAACUGUAA
Sebastes umbrosus (honeycomb rockfish) is the source of this 2465-nucleotide messenger RNA. RefSeq names its product angel homolog 2 (Drosophila) (gene angel2). The record is from RefSeq and is a predicted model, not a curated record. Gene Ontology annotation, biological process: 3'-UTR-mediated mRNA stabilization. Lineage: Eukaryota; Metazoa; Chordata; Actinopteri; Perciformes; Sebastidae. Gene Ontology annotation, molecular function: 3'-5'-RNA exonuclease activity; mRNA 3'-UTR binding.